Botrytis sinoallii is the source of this 1051-nucleotide messenger RNA. RefSeq lists its product as uncharacterized. Bases 1 to 837 code for a protein of 278 amino acids. The record is from RefSeq and is a predicted model, not a curated record. The transcript is spliced from 2 exons. NCBI's taxonomy places the organism in Eukaryota, Fungi, Ascomycota, Leotiomycetes, Helotiales, Sclerotiniaceae.
AUGUCAUCAGCGGGUAUCAUAAAACCACUAUCAAGCUCUGAUCAGCUAGCUAGCGAUGGAGGAAAUCCGAUAGAGGACUCGAGAAUUCUUGCAGAACCGAAAACUUCCGAAGAUCGAUAUUGGGACCAGCUCGUGCAAUAUAAUAAUGGGCUGGGAAAAGACGAACUGUUAUAUCCCGAGUUUGCUGCAUUACAACGCCUGAAUACUAUACAUCUCCACAAUAUCCUGGCAGAGAUAUGGCAGAAGAGAACAACAUCGGAGGCACAGAUGGUCAAGCUUAAGGAAACCAUGCAUGACUAUGUAACAGCAAUCCGAGAUACUGACUAUAUGAGUAAUCUCAGCCGCGUUCCACCCUCCAUCACCAUGAACCACCGCAUCUUCCUUGAACACGGCUUUCCAAGCAUUGCUAAUCGUGAUGGCGCCCCUUACGAUACAAAGUAUCUCUCGCUUUUUCACAACAUCCCUCUUGCCAGAGAUGCCGUACGAGAGUUCUUGCGCAAAUACUUGCACAAGAGGCUCUCAUGGUCGACCACGGAGCAAAGCGCACGCCGGACUGAUUUCUAUAAGAAUAGCCUCCCUGAGACCUACUCGCCAUUCGUAGACUGGCUGGCUAGGUUCAUUAUUGCCGUUGGGGGCGGAGCGGCUCUCAUUGUACCGAUGCUUAUUAUGAGCAUCGAUGCGGGGAAAGUUAAGAGUCUUGUGACAGUAUCGGUGGCUGUUAUACUGUUUGCUCUCAACGUUAGUCUAGGGUUUAAAAUUGACAACAAGGAUACACUUACAGCAACAGCGACCUACGCUGCUGUAUUAGUAGUUUUUGUUGGAACAAAUAAUACUUGAGUUUGAUUAUCAGCUUUUUGCUUGGGUAUAUAGAAAUGUUCAUCAUAGUGUGCCGAUCAUGCUUGCGACCCAAAAUCGACUCUAUAUGACGUCUGUUUGAGACAAAUCGUAAAAAAUACAGCAUUUUAGUACAGAUUGCUGGUUUUAGACAUCUGAAUCCCAAUCUCUCAAUCUCCUAAUCUCUUGAUCUGAAGUUUGAUGAUCGAAUUUAGUU